CGAAUCUUUUGCUGAGUAUGACCUGAACGAUUUCAUGGCACUGACUGGUUUUGAAGUUGUUGUGAAAGAUGUGCGCUCUAUAUACUAUCCAUAAUGAGAUGCCCAAAAGGAUAUGGCCUCGUUUUCUGCUCGACUGGGCUGAAUCAGGACUACUGACUGGCCGGGCGAGUGCGAUACCACGAGAAGCGAAUUCACCGAGCGGAUGUGGAUGAAGCCUGAAUGACCCUCUAGCUAACUUACUCAUGGAAAAAAUCUGUAAACUUCAGUGCCAAAUCCCCUUUGCCUCAACGGAUUGAAAAUUCGUCGGUUAAGUGGUUGACAAUCGCUGCUUUAGGUUAUAUAACCAUGUUUGAAAGUAACAACAACAAAAAAUCCAUUGCGCAUCUGACUGCAUCAAAACAGGAGGGCAGAUGUUACACAAAGGAGCUGAAUGUAUCAUCUGCCCUCUCAUACACGCUCUCUUUCUCUCUUAGCAUUUGGCUGAUGCAUCAAUUGUGUUGCAUGUACUCUUGUUGGAGUAUUCUAACUAGAAUGACUGUUCUCCCUAAAUCAUGAGCUGGUGAAAACUGCUCAUCUUUGCCACUACUACGCAUUCGGAGCGGUAACGUUAUCAUUAUGAAAAACAGUAAUUACAAUGUAAUAACCUCGGGAACCUAAGUCAUGAGCGGGUGGAAACUGCUCAUCUUUGCCACUACGCCUUCAGAGAGAACUCUCCGCUCUUCCACUACCUGCAUGAUCUAGGACACACAGACUUUGAGUCAUGUCCCACAGUGUCUCAGGAGGACGAAUGUGGAGGAGGAGAGGUGACUACGACCUCCCUCCAGGACAGCUUGUCCAAACCCACAGGAGGACGUCUACGGAGAUUGGCUGAUGCCUUGUGGAGGCGGAGCCCGUUCCACCAGGCUGCCUCGGCCCAUAUGCUGGAGCAGCAGCUGGACUGUGUGUUUGGCCAGUACGCGGUGCGGUGUAUCCUGGACCAGGAUGUGUUGCUCCAGGAGGAUGUGGAGCUGAUCGAGCUGUUAGACCCCAGCCUGCUCACCCUGGGCGCCUCGCCCUCCGGCUCACCCAGACGAGACAACUCCCUGCCCUGCCCGCGCCUCCUCGCCUCACCCUCGCAGUGGGACGUAGCAGUGCUGGUGGGCCUGGCUGCAGUGUUACUAGGCCUGUCCUCUCUCUCUGCUGGGGCCUGGUCUCUGGCUGUGAUCCCGUGGUGUGCAGCAGUCAUGGGCUGGGUGGGUCUGCGAGGGGCGGGGCUGUGGAGACAGGGGAGGAUGCAGAGAGCAGCACACACCCAGGCCUCCGAGCUGCAGACCAUGGCGCUGAACAGUAAGGCUCUGACCAGCCUGGCCCGCAAGUCCCUGAGACUACUACAGGAGACAGAGGUCAUCUCUCGAGGGUUCACCCUUCUGCUCGACAGGGUGAGUGCGGCCAGCUCCUUUAGUAGGGCGGGGCUGGGGCCACGGGGGCAGCAGCUGAUUGGCCUGCGGAAGGCGGUGUACCGGGCACUCCGCUCGGCCUUCAGAGCCUCCCGCCGAGCCACCUGCCACAUGCUCAAAGCGUACCCCCUGAACUCUGAGAUCGACAAUGUGACCAACUACGUGUCUGCGGUGCCUUUGAAGGAGCUGGGGAUGGGCCUGGGGACAGAGCACCUGACUGACGAGGAGGCACAGGAGCUCACCGAUGACUACAGCCUCCCUGCCCUCAAGGUGCUGUUCCAGUUGUGGGUGGGGCAGAGCUCAGAAUGUUUCCGCCGAUUGGCCCUGCUGCUGUCACCACGACGACUGGAGGAGCCCAGGGAAGAUUGGGUCAAAGGUGGAACCCCUCCUCUGCCCAUACACCGCUCUGUUGCCACGGUGACACAGCCUCUCCACGGUGCCCUGGCCGGUUGCCUGGGCGACAUGCAGCGUAGCUACGAGUUCCACCGGUACUUUGAGACGCAGCGCCGGACGCAGGGCUCGGACAGGGUGGGGCGCGCUCAGCAGAAAUGCAGAGAGCUCAACACACUGCACACGUCUGUACGCAGCCUGCAGCUGCAUCUCAGGGCCCUGCUCAACGAGAUUAUUAUCCUGGAGGAUGACCUGGAGAAGCUGAUGGUGACGAAGGAGGCGGUGGAGGUGACUGUGGAGGGCUACCAGGACCUCCAGGAGCGUCUCGGCCACCUGCAGCCCCACAUGCAGGCCAGCGCCGGAUGCUGGGAGGACACUGUGGGCCAAGUGGAGCGCAUGCUGAGGAGAGCUAACACCUGCCCAGGAACUCCUGAUGGUCCAGAGCAGUGUCUCCCUCCUGUGCCAUGCACCCCUGCCCCAACCUACACCCUCAUCCUGGACAGGGACCCUGUGCCUGAGGAGCAGGAGCUGGAAGCGUACGUGUCGGACUCUGAGGAUGAGAAUGGGUGGGCGGGGUCGGUAGUUGACAUGCUGUCUCCCGAGGAACGAGAGCGCCACCGGCGGGAGAGGGAGGAGUCUCGGCGCGUCCUAUCGGAGCUCAAAGCUGUGCUGGGCCAGCGGGCAUCCGAGGGCGAGAGGAGGAAGUGGAAACAGCUGCUCUUCAACGACCAAGCGGCGGUGAUGCCUAUAGUUUCCGCGGAAACUUCUAUAGAAUCUCAGACACCCUCCGACUCAUUGGACACUCUGACACUUGUGGGCGUGGCCAAACCAGGUGUUGUUGAGGGAAACAACCUAUCGGAAAGGCUGAACGACGAGGAGGAGGAAGACUGGGUCGGGGACGAGCGCCCCCUCACAGAGGCAGAGGAAAAAGCACUUACAGAGUUCUGCUGUGGUGAGGCAGAGGAAAAGGGGGAGGAGGGUGAAGGUUCAGUCCCGGGCAGGGCGCAACUCUACCAAUAUGACGGGCUGCCGGACCAGGGGGCAGGACUAAACGGGCCCGACCUUCUAUUGCAGCCCCGGAUCCCCGCCAUCACGGUGAUGGACAGGCUGACGGAACUACACGGCUCGGCGGCGCUCAGCUUUAAUUCCGCCCUCGCCGCCCAGGUGGCGGCGCGUUCGCACACUUUCGCCAACAUGGAGGAGCAGACGUUUGGAGACAGCGGAGAAGAGGAUGAGGGAGAGAAGCGUUCGCUGCCUGAUGGACAGUCAUGUGAGAAGAACUAGAGUCUAAACCCUCCUGCUUUACGGCACUUUGAACAGAACAGUUAUGGACAGACAGCCAGGGUUCCUGUAUUUAUGUCUGAACUCACUCCUGGGUUAUUUACUGCGGCUGUCCGUUUCCUUGGAUCCAUGGCUCUCUGUCAUGUCUUCAUCUGUGUGUGUGUGCGUGCAUGAUUGGGUGAGAGAGCAUUGUGUGUAUGUGACGUGAGUGAGUUUUAAGAAGAGCACUACACUACACCACUUUCUGUUACACUCCUCCAUCCAUGUGUCCAUACUUUACCCACAAUCCCCCUGUGGCCACUCUCCUGUGCUACUCAGGUACAAGAACCACAAGACAAACUCUGACCUCACCGUCCACAAGGUCUUCAGUUUAACCCUAAGGAUCCCCUGUAGCUAUUGGAGGCAGAGAGACUUGGUUAUAGCAUCAAUUACAUUGUCUCUAACUAUUGACCAGUACCUUUCCGUGGUAUGUCAACAUUGGCUAACAGUUUAGCAUAUUGAUGUCUGAGUCCAAAAGCCUAAUUAGCUAAAUUAUUAUUAUACAUUUGACCACAUCACUCCCUAUAUGACUCCUGUCACACACCACACUGUAAAAGGGGAAGGAGAGGUAAAUUUCAAAGACAGCAGAGCAAAGCUAUUUUAUUGACCAUUGUUUUAUUUCUGGUCUGCCUCUCUGAUUCUGCACUUCUACACACUCCCCGCCUCACUAGGAAUGGCCCUAUAACUGCAAAGAUGUGUUGGCUAAAACAUCUGUCACUCAACCCACAGCAACCAAUGAGCAGACGGAGACGUCGGAGAGAAGGGUGGACAUAGUUGACCUUGUAAAAUGGACUAGCCUACCAGAUUUGGAAAUAUUUUUUACAUAUUGUGUGUUUUUAUUUGAGAGAUGAAUAUGGUCAGGCAGUGGAUUGCUGUGAAAUGAAAUUCAUCCCCAUCCACUAAUGAACCAAACACAUUCACAGUGCUUAUUUCCCCAAUGGUCUCGUCAAGUGCUCAUCUGAUGCAGGAUACAGGAUCAAUGAUGCCCCAAUGAAGAGGCCAUGAGGGGACGACAACUGGGUAAAUAUUGAGGGAAAGUGUUGUACUACCUCAUGCCACCCCUACUGCACCUACUAUGAAAUCUGUUUGGCGUGUGUCUAACUCCCCAUCUACUACAUGUAUCUCAGAUCUGAAUGGUCUGCUGUGUCAGAACGUUUUGGUUCUGUCUUGUGUACAUCUGAAAAUGUUUCCAUGGAGUUUGUACCACUGUAUCUGGGGUAGCAGGUAACCUAGUGGUUAGAGCGUUGGGUUACUGGAUCGAAUCCCUGAGCUGACGAGGUAAGAAAUCUGUCGUUCUGCCCCUGAAGAAGGCAGUUAAACCACUGUUCCCCGGUAAGCAGUCAUUGUAAAUAAGAAUUUGUUGUUAACUAACUUGCCUAGUUAAAGGUUACAUUUAAAAAAUACAAAUAAAUUCUCUAUCCCCGGUCUCUGCAUCUGUGUUUCCAUAAUACUCACUAGAAUGUGAUCCAACUCUAUUGGUUUGGGACAGUUUUACGGAGUGUCCUGGAAUGCUACUAUCAUUGAUUACAAUUAAUUAGAGUGAUGAUCAAAGGACAGCAUGUGCUUAUUGACUGCACAGAUGAUUCCACUUGUGUUUGUCCGAGGGUGUCUGCCCCCUCACCGUGUCUGCCUUGUCUUGCCUUCCAGCCCUCCCCAUAUGUCCACUUCCUGAAGUGAGUUCUGUCCCUCCUGCAUUUCAUUUGUAAAAUAAAAUGCUAUUCUGGA
Oncorhynchus mykiss (rainbow trout) is the source of this 4871-nucleotide messenger RNA. NCBI's taxonomy places the organism in Eukaryota, Metazoa, Chordata, Actinopteri, Salmoniformes, Salmonidae. The record is from RefSeq and is a predicted model, not a curated record.